Messenger RNA from Aedes albopictus (Asian tiger mosquito), 4708 nucleotides. Its product is annotated as multidrug resistance-associated protein 1. NCBI's taxonomy places the organism in Eukaryota, Metazoa, Arthropoda, Insecta, Diptera, Culicidae. Gene Ontology annotation, cellular component: membrane. The transcript is spliced from 7 exons. The record is from RefSeq and is a predicted model, not a curated record. Gene Ontology annotation, molecular function: ATP hydrolysis activity; ABC-type transporter activity; ATP binding. The coding region runs from base 135 to 4646 and encodes 1503 amino acids. Gene Ontology annotation, biological process: transmembrane transport.
UGCUGAGCUUUAUAGUGUCGCGCAGGUUGAACGUAGCGGAAUUGUGCCUCGGUAGUGUUUCGGAUUAUUUUUGCAGAAGGACAGAAAGAGAAAGAAGAAAGGGAGAUAUCAGUAUCGGUUCGGGAUUCGAAUAGAUGUCCUUUGAGGAGUUCUGCGGCGGUCCCUUUUGGGACGGCCAGCUGGAAUGGCGGGAAAGCAAUCCGGAUUUGACGUUUUGCUUCCAACGAGUUGCCCUGCAAUGGGUUCCCUGCUUCUUCCUGUUUGUCUUUUCCCUGUACGAAGUCUACAAGUAUGGCACUAGCCGCUAUCGAGAUAUACCAUGGAACUGGUUCAACCUGUCAAAGAUGCUGAUCACGUUCACGCUGAUGUGCAUGAGCUGGAUCGAUCUGGGCAUGGUGGUGACCUACAAGGACGAGCAAGGCCUGUUCGACGUCCAGAUUGUGACGGCGAUAUUCAACGCCCUAGCAUAUAUUGUCCUUAUGGUGUUGAUGUUCUUCCAACGAAGAUACGGCAUCAGAAGUUCGGGGACGAUCUUCAUCUUCUGGUUCAUGCGAAUGUUCUUUGGAAUGAUUCAGCUUCGAACGGAAGUUCAGAACAAAGAAAUUCGCGGAGAAGUGACUGGGGAUGCCGUCGACUUCUGGGAGUUCCAGUACAUCAGCUACUGUAUUCAGUACGCAUUCACCUGUUUGAUGUUCUUGGUGGAGUUUUUCCCGGAUCAGGAACCGACGUACAGCGAUUAUCCGGAGUCGAAGAAACCAAGCCCCGAACUGCGAUCCAGCUAUGUCGUACGGCUGUUCUUCCUGUACUUCGACUCAUUCACGUGGCGUGGAUUCCGCAAUCCGCUCACCACAGACGACAUGUACGACAUCAACCCACAGGAUGCGGCCCGAGAGUUGGUCCCGCCCUUCGAUAAGUAUUGGUACGAAAGCGUGGAGAAGGGACGCCACAAGCAGAUUGCUGCCGACAAGAAAGCCGGGAAGACGAACGUUGAAUACAAGCCGCACUCGCAAACCAACGGGUCCGUGUUGCCAGCGAUCGUCAAGGCGUACGGAGCACCUUUCUGGUUUGCCGGUUUGUUCCAGCUGGCAAUUUCAGGACUUCAGUUUGCCAGUCCGUAUAUUAUGCAGGAACUCAUGAAAUGGGUUGCGAUGAAUGGACCUUCCUGGCAGGGAAUUAUACUAACCUUCGGAUUGUUCGCAACAUCACUGCUGACAGCGUUGUUCAACGGACAGUACUACUACAACACCUUCCUGACCGGGUUCCGUAUUCGUACGGGCCUCAUCAGCGGUAUCUACCGGAAAGCACUGCGAAUCUCCAGCUCUGCGAAAAAGGACACCACCGUGGGAGAGAUCGUUAACCUUAUGGCAGUCGACGCUCAACGAUUCUUUGAAUUGACCUCCUAUCUGCACGUCCUCUGGGCGGGACCGUUGAUCAUUGCGCUGUGCCUUUACCUGCUGUACGACAUCCUGGGAGUGGCCGUGUUUGCCGGUCUUGGUGUUAUGAUCAUCAUGACUCCGAUCACCGGGGUGAUGGCCACACAGAUGCGAGACCUGCAGGUUGAACAAAUGAAGAUCAAGGACGAUCGCGUCAAGAAGAUGAAUGAAAUUCUCGGAGGAAUCAAGGUCCUCAAGCUGUACGCUUGGGAGAAGAGUUUCCAAGAUUCUAUCUUGGAGGUCCGUAGCAAGGAAAUCGGCAUCCUGAAGAAGAUGGCGUACUAUGGAGCGGGAGUGUACUUCACGUUCACCAUUGCACCUUUCCUGGUAACGUUGGUCUCCUUUGCCGUGUACGUUCUUAUGGAUGAAAACAAUCACCUGGACGCCCAGACGGCGUUCGUGUCGUUGGCCUUGUUCAACGUUCUGCGUGUGCCGUUGGGAUGGCUUCCGAUGAUGGUGACCUUCGCUAUGCAGGCUUGGGUGUCGAUCAAGCGUAUCGACAAGUUCAUGAACAGUGCUGAGCUGGACCCGAGUAACGUUACGCAUCACAAGAGCGACAACGCGUUGCACAUCAAGGACGGAUCCUUCUCUUGGGGUGACGAAGCGCUCACGCUGAAGAACAUCCACUUAUCUCUGAGGAAAGGUCAGCUGUCGGCAGUUGUUGGAGGCGUCGGUACAGGCAAGAGUUCGCUGAUCUCCGCCCUGCUCGGAGAAAUGGAGAAGAUCAGCGGUUCGGUUAACACGGACGGUACGAUCGCCUACGUCCCGCAGCAAGCUUGGAUUCAGAACGCUACUCUUCGAGAUAACAUUUUGUUUGGAAAAGCAUUCGAUCAGAAGAAGUACGAUCGCGUGAUCGAGUGUUGUGCUCUGAAGCCCGAUCUGGAGAUGUUACCGGGAGGCGAUUCAACUGAAAUCGGUGAGAAGGGUAUCAACUUGUCCGGUGGACAGAAGCAACGAGUUUCCCUUGCCCGAGCUGUCUACGCCGACGCUGAUAUCUAUCUGUUUGACGAUCCUUUGAGCGCAGUCGAUGCGCACGUUGGAAAGCACAUCUUCGAAAAGGUUAUUGGUCCGCAAGGAAUUCUCGCUGGAAGAUCACGACUCUUGGUGACCCAUGGAAUCUCAUUCCUGCCCCAUGUGGAGGAGAUCUUCGUCGUCAAGGAUGGAGAAAUAUCGGAAAGUGGUUCCUACCAGCAGCUGUUGGACCAGAAGGGAGCGUUUGCCGAGUUCCUUACACAGCACAUUCAGGACUUGGACGAAGAAGAUGAAGAAAUGCAAAUCCUUCAGGAAACGUUGACCGACGAAGCUUCCAAAAACAUGGUAAAACGCCUGGUGUCCGUCCGAUCGAACCAAUCCGACGAAAACGUACCACGGAAGCGCACCAGCCGUCAGGAAUCCCGAACCAGUUUAAAGAAGGACCAACCGAGCGAAGCAGCUCCCAGAAUGGACAAAGCAACUCUAAUAGAGAAGGAAGAAUCGGCAACCGGAGCAGUCACCCUAGCGGUCUACAUCAAAUACAUCAAAGCUAUUGGUUUGUCCUUGGGUCUAUGGUCGAUCAUAUUCAGCUUCAUCACCCAAGGCAGUGGAAUCUACUCCAGCCUCUGGUUGACGGACUGGUCGGAAGAUCCGGAAGCCAUCACUGACACAUCCGUCCGAGACAUGUACCUGGGAGUGUACGGAGCACUGGGAGGUAUUCAAGGUAUUGCUCUGUUCAUCAGCUCAGUAGCGCUAGGCUUGGGAUGCCUGAAAGCGGCCAAGGAACUGCACGAUAAACUUCUGGAAAGCUCUAUGCGGAUGCCCAUGUCGUUCUUCGACACCACUCCGCUGGGACGAAUCAUCAACCGGUUCUCCAAGGACGUCGAUGUUAUGGACAACGUACUACCUGCAACCAUUCGAGCGUGGCUGUACUUCCUGUUCAGCGUCGUUGGAGUGUUCGUGGUCAUCGGAAUAUCUACGCCCAUCUUCUUGGCGGUCGUUCCACCGCUUAUGGUAAUCUACUACUUCGUCCAGAAGAUCUACAUUGAAACAUCCCGUCAGCUGAAACGAUUGGAGUCAGUGACGCGAAGUCCUAUCUACUCCCAUUUCGGUGAGAGCAUCAGCGGUCAAUCGACGAUUCGCGCGUACAACGAACAGGCGAGGUUUACUCUGGAUUCUGAGGACAAGGUGGACUACAACCAGAAGGUGUCCUACCCGACGAUUAUCGCCAACCGUUGGUUGGGAGUCCGACUGGAAAUUGUCGGCAGUUUAGUGGUGUUGUUUGCUGCAUUGUUCGCUGUGCUGGCGAAGGACACUAUUGGACCAGCAACCGUCGGUUUGUCCAUCUCGUACGCCCUGCAGGUCUCUGCCACGUUGAGUUUCAUGGUCAGAAUGACGGCUGAAGUGGAAACGAACAUUGUGGCAGUAGAACGUUUGGAAGAGUACACCGAAUUGCCAAGGGAAGCCGAGUGGAAGAAGGGUUCCGUUGACAAGAAUUGGCCAUCCGAAGGUAAAGUUGAGUUCAAGGACUUCAAGCUACGGUAUCGGGAAGGAUUGGAGCUGGUGGUCAAGGGUAUUUCUGUAAACGUAACAGGAGGCGAAAAGGUUGGAAUCGUUGGAAGGACUGGUGCCGGCAAAUCCUCGCUGACCUUGGGUCUGUUCAGAAUUGUGGAAGCUGCCGGAGGCAAGAUCAUCAUCGACGGUGUGGACAUUUCGCAGAUUGGUCUGCACCAGCUGCGAGGUCGCCUCACCAUCAUCCCGCAGGAUCCGGUCCUCUUCUCCGGAAGUCUGCGCAUGAAUGUCGAUCCUUUCGGGUCGUACUCGGACGACCAGGUGUGGAAAGCUCUGGAGCUAUCGCAUCUGAAGACGUUCGUCAAAGGGUUGCCAGCUGGGCUGGAACACGAAGUAGCCGAGAACGGAGAGAAUCUCUCCGUCGGCCAACGGCAACUGAUCUGCCUGGCCAGAGCAGUGCUACGUAAAACGAAGGUGCUCAUUUUGGACGAAGCAACCGCUGCCGUUGACUUGGAAACGGAUGACUUAAUUCAGAAAACAAUCCGUACGGAGUUCGCCGACUGUACCAUCCUGACGAUUGCUCACCGUCUCAACACUAUUCUCGACUCCGAUAAAGUGCUGGUCCUGGAUAAGGGUCUCGUGGCAGAGUGUGAUUCUCCGCAGAAUCUGCUGGCCGACAGGAGUACGAUUUUCUACAGCAUGGCGAAGAAUGCGGGUAUUGUUAGUUAGUGAUCGUUCAUGUAAAUUGAUGUACUGAUAGCUAUCGAUUGAUAUUUUUUAUUGUUUAACAA